This is a messenger RNA of Debaryomyces fabryi, 1395 nucleotides long. RefSeq names its product Zn(II)2Cys6 transcription factor domain-containing protein. Gene Ontology annotation, biological process: regulation of transcription by RNA polymerase II. The transcript has a single exon. Gene Ontology annotation, molecular function: DNA-binding transcription factor activity, RNA polymerase II-specific; zinc ion binding. Bases 1 to 1395 code for a protein of 464 amino acids. NCBI's taxonomy places the organism in Eukaryota, Fungi, Ascomycota, Pichiomycetes, Serinales, Debaryomycetaceae. The record is from RefSeq and is a predicted model, not a curated record.
AUGACUAAUACUAACUCGUCAUCUCCCGAUACGCCACAAUUGAAAAAAAGUAGGAAUAGAUGUCUAAGUUGCAAAAAAUUGAAGAUUAAAUGUGACGAGGCUAAGCCUAAAUGUGAAUAUUGUGAGUACACUAAACGAGAAUGUAUUUACCCAGAUCCUAGCACGAAUAAGAAGAGAGGACGGAAACCGAAGACAAUAAAGACGAUUGAGAAACUAGAGCAUGUAGAGCAAAUAAAUCCGUCGUCAGUGGAACUUUGGAACAGCCAAAUGUGCCUCAAUUCAGUUGCACGUCAAUUAGAUAUUUCACAAUUUGAAUUUCGGUUACUACAUUAUUUUCAGGACCACUAUAUAAGAAUUGAAAAUACAGAUCCUCUCGACAGGGUUUGGAAAUUUCAAGUUCCAAAGUUGUGGCAAGAAUCCGAUAUCGUUAGACAAAGUAUUUUCUCUCUCAGUGCAAUGCAUUUAUGGGCAUUAUGUGAUUUGACCUCGUUAAUGCAAGAAGAUAUUAAGGACUACAAAUCUAAAAAAAUAACAUUUCUUAGGAAUAUUUCAAGCACUGAGUUGUUUCUAAAUCCCAAUACUUUAAAGGCUUGUUUAUAUGAGAAGACAUGCGAAUAUUUCACUAACUGCUUGCAAAGAACAAAUUGUAUGAUGGAUGCAAUCAUAAAUCAAAAUUAUGUUAUCUCCACAGUAUUCCAGGCCGCAGAGGUUGUUAUCUCAGGUAUUUUAUUAUUCUCUUUUUUGGCAUUACAGCCUCAUGGGCUCAUACCAUUGCUUUCGUACGAUUCUGCUACGCCUGAUAUAUUAUCAAUGUGUAAAGGGAUGAAAACAUCUAUGUCUUAUGCAUUUCCAUUGUUAUAUAAUUCACCCUAUCGUGGAUUAUUUCACUUAAAUGAAAUUAUGGAUCCACCUAAAAUAACUGAAAAAGAUCGAUAUCCUUUGAUCGAAUACUUAAGAGGUGAACUUGAAGAGAGUACCCAAAAUUACAAAUUCCUAGAUGACCAAUACAAAACUUUUAAGUGGUCAAUUGAUUUGCUUGAAAUUGACUUCUGCAGGACAAUUGAAACGAAUAACCCACUACCGAUUUACAGAUGGAUCUUCUUGGUUGAUAUCAAAAUGUACGAUAUAAUAAAGAUUCACAAACAUAGUUUUGGAUUGAAGCUAUUGUACAUUUAUACUUGCUUAUGUGUGAUGUGCCAAUUUAGAAUCGACCAGAAAACAAAUAUUUGGCUCGAGUAUAUAGAUUGGUACAAAGAUUACAACCAUAAUUUAUUUGGUAAAUGGAAUGAUUCUUACGAUAAGGAAAUGUAUGAAUUAGUUGUGAAAAAAAAUUUUGAGAUCCCAAAAGAUUCCUAUCAUCUAUUGGAAACUUUUGUCCCUCUAAUUUAUUUAUAG